Peromyscus californicus insignis is the source of this 1911-nucleotide messenger RNA. RefSeq names its product phenylalanyl-tRNA synthetase subunit alpha (gene Farsa). The transcript is spliced from 13 exons. Gene Ontology annotation, molecular function: ATP binding; phenylalanine-tRNA ligase activity; tRNA binding. Gene Ontology annotation, cellular component: phenylalanine-tRNA ligase complex; cytoplasm; cytosol. Lineage: Eukaryota; Metazoa; Chordata; Mammalia; Rodentia; Cricetidae. Bases 49 to 1650 code for a protein of 533 amino acids. The record is from RefSeq and is a predicted model, not a curated record. Gene Ontology annotation, biological process: phenylalanyl-tRNA aminoacylation.
CCCAGUCCGUCCGGCGGCCUGCACGCUCCUACCCUACCGGGAGCCGCCAUGGCCGACAAUCCUGUGUUGGAGCUGUUGCUGAGGCGGCUGGAGGCGGCUGAUGGCGGCCUGGACAGCGCGGAGCUGGCUGCUCAGCUGGGCGUGGAGCACCAGGUGGUGGUGGGCGCGGUGAAGAGCCUGCAGGCUCUGGGUGAGGUCAUUGAGGCUGAGCUUCGUUCCACCAAGUGCUGGGAGCUGACUGCUGAGGGUGAGGAGAUUGCCCGGGAGGGCAGCCAUGAGGCCCGUGUGUUUAGAAGCAUCCCUCUCGAGGGCCUGGUGCAGAGUGAGCUCAUGCGGCUGCCCAUUGGCAAGGUGGGCUUCAGCAAGGCCAUGUCCAACAAGUGGAUCCGAGUGGACAAGAGCGCGGCCGACGGGCCCCGGGUGUUCCAAGUGGUGGACAGUAUAGAGGACGAAGUACAGAGGCGGUUGCAGCUGGUCCAGGCACGCCAGGCUGAGAAGCUGACUGAGAAGGAAAGGAAUGAGCUCCGGAAGAGGAAGCUGUUGACUGAAGUGAUCCUGAAAACGUACUGGGUGAGCAAGGGCAAGGCCUUCAGCACAAGUGUGUCCAAGCAGGAGGCAGAACUGAGCCCAGAGAUGAUCUCCAGCGGCUCCUGGAGGGACCGGCCCUUCAAGCCCUAUAACUUCUCUGCCCGAGGUAUGCUCCCAGACAGUGGCCACCUGCACCCAUUGCUCAAGGUCCGCUCCCAGUUCCGGCAGAUCUUCCUGGAGAUGGGGUUCACUGAGAUGCCCACAGACAACUUCAUUGAGAGCUCCUUCUGGAAUUUUGAUGCACUUUUCCAACCUCAGCAGCACCCAGCACGUGACCAACAUGACACAUUCUUCCUGAAAGAUCCCGCUGAGGCCCUGCAGCUACCAAUGGAUUAUGUCCAGCGGGUGAAACGGACCCACUCCCAGGGCGGCUAUGGCUCACAGGGUUACAAGUAUACCUGGAAGCUAGAAGAGGCCCGGAAAAACCUGCUUCGUACACACACCACAUCAGCCAGUGCCCGCAUCCUCUACAGCUUAGCCCAGAAGAAGCCCUUCACACCAGCUAAGUACUUCUCCAUUGAUCGUGUGUUCCGGAAUGAGACACUGGACGCCACACACCUGGCUGAGUUCCACCAGAUUGAGGGUGUGAUAGCUGACCAUGGGCUCACCCUGGGCCAUCUCAUGGGUGUGCUGAGGGAGUUCUUCUCUAAGUUGGGAAUCACCCAGUUGCGCUUCAAACCAGCCUACAACCCCUACACAGAGCCCAGCAUGGAAGUGUUCAGCUACCACCAAGGUCAGGGAUGGGAAACUGGAUACAGAGGGAUGUCUGAGGGGCCUCACAUUUGGCCUGGCCUCCCCUUUGUCCCCACAGGUCUAAAGAAGUGGGUAGAAGUCGGCAACUCUGGGGUCUUCCGCCCUGAGAUGCUCCUGCCCAUGGGACUCCCUGAGAAUGUGUCUGUUAUUGCUUGGGGUCUCUCCCUGGAGCGGCCAACAAUGAUCAAAUAUGGCAUCAAUAACAUCCGAGAGCUGGUGGGCCACAGGGUGAACCUGCAGAUGGUAUAUGACAGCCCUGUGUGCCGCCUGGACAUUGAGCCCAGGUCUCUACAGACACAGGCCGUAUAAUACAGGUUGCCCCAGAGAGCCCUGUGCUGUCCCUAUGCAUCCCUCAGCGGUGACCUCUAACAUUUAUGAGGCCUCUGUGAGGCCAGUGCACUCCCUCUGCCUCACCCACCCAGGGGCAGGGUCCUGAGUACAGGAAGUAGGUUUCUUGUGCUCGUCUCUAGUGGUGCAUGUAGUAUGCCUCUAAGGGUGGGUUAGGGCCCUGCGGGUCGGCUCUUGUCUAAUAAAGUGGGCACUUCCCUCAUGUGGUGCCUUUCCUUAUGA